Molecule: messenger RNA, 1218 nt
Organism: Rotaria sp. Silwood2
Lineage: Eukaryota; Metazoa; Rotifera; Eurotatoria; Philodinida; Philodinidae
Source: the annotation of a GenBank genome assembly
AUGUUUGAAAAUGGCAAUAUGGUAAAUCGUUUUCUUGAUUAUUGGCGUUCAGCAGGUCAUCAACGUAUUGGUUUUCUCUAUGGUCGAUAUGAAAUUUAUGAUGGUGUUCCACUUGGUGUUCGAGCUGUUGUUACUGCUAUAUACGAACCACCACAAGAAACAUCAAAAGAUAACGUCCAAUUGAUGUUUCCAGAUCCACAUGAAGAUAUUGUCGAUGAGUUAGCAUAUCGUCUUGGUAUUUGUCGUAUUGGAUGGAUAUUUACUGAUCUUAUACCGGAUGACAAAAGAUCAGGUACUGGACCUGUUAUUCAUCAUCGAGGAUCUAUGAAUACACUGUUUUUAACUGCACAAGAAUGUAUUAUGGCUGGUUGGUUUCAAAAUAAACAUUUAAAUAAAUGUAAAUAUUCACCAGAUGGUUAUUUUGGUUCAAAAUUUAUUACUGUUGUUGUUACUGGUGAUGCAUCUGGACAAAUUCAAUUUGAAGGAUAUCAAGUAUCAAAUCAAUGCAUGGCGUUGGUUAAAUCAGGAAUUUUAUUUCCGACUUAUGAUGCACCUGAAUUAGGUUAUAUUAAAGAAACAAGUUCAGAACAAUAUGUUCCGGAUGUUUAUUAUAAAGAAAAAGAUUCUUAUAAUAAUGAGAUAAUGAAAAUAGCUCGUCCAUUACCUUUAGAAUACUUAAUCAUUGAUAUUCCAACAGGUUUUCCAACGGCUAAUACUCAAAUACAAUCAACAUUUAAUGAUAAUUGUUCAAUCAUAACAACACCAUUUUGUAUUGAAAAUCGAAUAAAAACAAGUGAAUUACAAGAUAUGGAUGCAUUAGCAUUAUAUUUGCAACAAUUCGCAGAGAUUGAUGUUACAAAAUCAAAUUCAAAACCAUAUAAACCAACAGAUAUCUUAGCUGAUCUUCAUUUAUUAGUAUAUCUUGUAGUCAAUGAUAUAUUUCAAUUUUCUAUGGAUCAACUUAAUCCACUACUUAACUCACUACGUACUAACGACUUAAAUGGAGUUGAAACAUGGAUGAAAGAUGAUCAUUGGCAAACAUUGCUUCAACUUCUUCAAAUAGAACUUUCAAGUUUAUCAUCAUCAGUUAAUAAAUUAACUCACACAGAUUCGGAAGAACAAUCGCUGGCAUGGAUUUGUCCACAAUGUACUUUUCUCAAUAAUAAUUUCAAUGAAAAAUGUGAUAUGUGUUCUUUAGAAAACAAUAUUUCCUCUUAA